Messenger RNA from Sycon ciliatum, 2453 nucleotides. Its product is annotated as progressive ankylosis protein homolog B-like. The record is from RefSeq and is a predicted model, not a curated record. Bases 207 to 1718 code for a protein of 503 amino acids. Lineage: Eukaryota; Metazoa; Porifera; Calcarea; Leucosolenida; Sycettidae. The transcript has a single exon. Gene Ontology annotation, cellular component: plasma membrane. Gene Ontology annotation, biological process: phosphate ion transmembrane transport. Gene Ontology annotation, molecular function: phosphate transmembrane transporter activity.
CUGUCAUGUCAGGGCUUCCACUACAAUAAUAUUAUAGCACUACAAUUGUAGCUGUGGGAAUGGCUGUAGCAAGCACUAGACGCUCAGAUCAAUUUUAGACUGGAGAUGAACUCGUAGUCGUACUGCAGUCAGAAACUCCAAUAAAGCGUUACGAGUAUGAAGAGUACUGCAUACAGUCAGUUCAUACCUGUUUUUGCUGGCUGAAAAUGCAGACGCAGACGCUGCGUGGAGACUUCGCUCAAUUGGGUCGCUUCCUGGCUCCCAUUGCAUUUACCAACAUUGCGAAGGAUGUCGGGCAGCAAGUGCUCAAUCGUAGUGUGGCGAGGGGCACCAAUGCAGUGACGACUCUGGCCGGCUUCGGACUGGCCUACACGCUGGUGAAGCUGUUCACGAAUUCGCUGGGCGAGUUUAAGAACGUCGGCCUUGUCCUGGUGACAGACCAUGCGUCCAGGAGACGAUCGCUGAUUAUUUUACUGCUGUGUGGGUGCGUGACGGCAGUGCUGCUGGCCUUGCUGGGUGCCACCAAGCUCGGUGUUCUGUUCGUGGAGGACUUGCAUGGCGUGAACGCCGCAACCGGCAAGGCAGCGUAUCUGUCGUUCGUCAGCAUGUGUGCGUUCCCGCUGCUGGACAGCAUAGCCAACCUGCACAGCGGCUGCCUGCUGCGUGUCAAGUGCAGCGGGUUCGUCGGCAUGGCGUCCAUGGCCGACAUGGGCCUGCAGAUCGUCACGGUGACCGUGCUGCUGCACACGUCUCUGCUGUGCAGCCAACCGCUGGCGAUCCCGCUGAUUGCACUGCACGCUGGCGUGGUGGUGCGGCUCGCCAUGGUCGUGUUUGGGUAUUUCUAUUUCGUGCACUCGACGCUCGGCAGUGGCCGGCCGGACGACGGUGUAUCGGCUAACAGCCCGGGCUAUGCCCGCAUCCUGCGCUUCUUCUGGCCGCUGGCGCUCGUCAAGGCAAUGCAGAGCAUCAGCCGGCCAAUCGUCAACCUGCUGUGUGCCCGCUCCAGCGGACUCAGCAAGGAGGCAGCGGAUCGCACAGUGGCGGUGCUGUCGCUGACGUUUCCCAUCGGCCACCUGCCGUACGGAUGGCUGAACGAAACCCGAGCUCUGGCGCCGACGUUCCGUCGUAAGCGAGCGGAGAACGGUAGUGGCGCUGGUGGCGCCAGCGUGAGGAAGAUGCCCUCGCGGAGCAUCUCGCUGUUCAUGCUCCUCUGCCUGGCCAUCAGCAUUGGCAUGAUGUUCGUCUUGUUUUGGAUUCCCGGCGUGGCGGUGGCCAUGCUCAAGAGCGUCAACGGCGUGUCGGACGACUUGGCAAGCGCCUCCGUCGUGCCGUUGCGCAUUUUCACGUUCUUUGGCGUGGCGGUGGCCGUGCGGUCGCACUACACGGGCUGGCUCAUGCUGCACGAGCGUACCAAGGCCGUAGCGCCCUCAGCGCCCACGCGUGUCGCCGUCAUCGUGGCCAUGCUCUUUAUCCUGCCGGCGGUGGGCGUGCGUGGAGCGACGAUGGGCAUUGCGGCACUGCUGACUGGCUUUCUGGUCGAGGCGCUGCUGGUGGUGGUGGCCGCCGUCUGGGUGCGCCGUAAGCUGCGGCGGCUGCGGCUGUCUCCCCGCGCUGAUACGGCUAGCGGUAGUGACGAUGACGGCGGUCACGAGGUGGAGAGCUUUGAGAUGGACGAUCGACGCCAGCUUGUCGCCGCCGAUGGUGCGGAGUCGAACUAGGUCAGGCGUUGUGUGAUUAGUUGUCAGAAGGAUUACCAACUGUGUGUGUGUGUGUGUGUGUGUGUGGGUGGGUGUGGGUGUGUACAUGUGUGUGUGUGUGUGUGUGUGUGUGUGUGUGCGUGUGUGUGAGUAUCUCGUUGAAUUUUAUCCUAUUUUUUCUUGAACACGAGUGUGACAAUUUGAUUCUUGAUUUUUUUAUAAACGUUUUACGCUUUUAAACUUUCCUAAUUAGAUGCCUUGACACGAAAUUGAAAUUUAGAGGCUUUUAUACAGAGUAUACCUCCCAUUAUAGUACAUGUAUGCAUUAGUUGCGUGAGAGAGUUGACAGGGACCCCCCCCCCCCCCCCUCCCCUCCUGUUAUGGGAUUCAUUAGUUGGGGCAGUUGAAAGGGAAAUCCCGUCCUACUAUGGAGAUCGUCUUUAUUUCAGUACUGCAGUGCAAAGUGGAGAUUUUCUUGAAGUGGACUACAAAGUGCUCAUAACUGUACUUGAGUUCCAUACAGGUGCUCUUGAUCUCUAUUUUAUUAACUUAUCACGUCCGAUUUUCUCCGUUUUGAGAUUGAACUGUUUGUUUCAUUUUAUUUCGUAUUGUUUUCUUUUAUAGCCGUUCUUUUAAUGUUGAUGCCGAGUCAUACCAGGCGCAGGACUUAGACGCUUUUUUCUCCUCGAAACUAUCUGUGUACAGGAUGCACAAUCAGUCAUGUACACAAAGCAAAGUUCAAAAUUUUCAUCCUGA